Messenger RNA from Eimeria tenella, 626 nucleotides. RefSeq lists its product as uncharacterized. The record is from RefSeq and is a predicted model, not a curated record. The transcript has 2 exons. Lineage: Eukaryota; Apicomplexa; Conoidasida; Eucoccidiorida; Eimeriidae. The annotation marks the transcript as partial.
ACAACCAAAUAGCCGCAGCGCCAGCAGCAGCAGCAGUCGCCGGCCAGCAGCAAAACGGUGAUGGCGCAGAACAGCAGCAGCAGCAACAGCAGCAGCAGCAGCAGCAGCCUGUGCAGCACCCGCAAGGGCCGCUGGUAAAAGACCCGCAGAGCCCUCUAGCGCUCGCAGGCCCCCGGGGGCCCCCAGGGCCCACAACACCAGGGGCCACACAGGGGCCCCUGGGGCCCCCAGCCCCACAGGGGCCCCUGGGGCCCCCAUCCCAACAGGGGCCCCUGGGGGACCCAGCCCCACAGGGGCCCCUGGGGCCCCAUUUGGCACUAGCCCCUGAGGGGACCCUGGAGCCGCAGGUACUUGGGGGCCCCCCGGGGCCCCAAAUGCCUCAGGUGCCCAGGGGGCCCCCGGGGACCCCUGGAGGAUCUGCGGAGAUCGAGCAGCAGCAGCAGCAGCAGCAGCAGCAGCAGAAGAGUCUGUCGCUGAGCUCUGCGGCUGUUUUGUCGGGCGCAGCAGCUGCAACGGGAACGCCGGCAGCGAACAGCGACUCGACAGCUGCGACAGUGUCUGCUGCAGCAACGCCUCCCGCUGUGGGGAGCCCGAGGUGUGCCUGGGCCCCUGGACCUCCGAGGUGA